UGCUGCACACCUACACACGUCAAUCAAAUAUUUACUAGUGACAAGUGGAAGUGAACGACUGAAAUGGGUGACCCUGCGACCGAAGGAGUUCAGAAUUUAAAUAUUAACGAAAAGUCUAAAACCAAAGCAAUGAAGGAGAAAAAGAAAAAAGCCGAAGACACUUCAGGAACGGUAUCCGAGUUGAAUCCGUGGCCAGAAUUCAUUCAGAAGAGAAUCAAUCUCUGGGAUAAAUACAAGACACAAUAUCAGGAGCAGUUAGCUGCGAAACCAGAACUGAGUAUUGUUGUGACAUUACCCGAUGGGAAGACGGUGGAAGCUAAAGCAUGGAGAACCACUCCUUAUGAUGUAGCCAAGGGUAUCAGUCAAGGGUUAGCGGACUCAACUAUCAUAGCUCGGGUGAACAAUGAGCUAUGGGAUCUAGACAGACCGCUAGAGGGUGACUGCAAACUGGAACUCCUACGUUGGGAUAAUACUGAUGCUCAGGCUGUCUUCUGGCACUCAUCAGCUCAUAUGCUCGGUGAAGCUAUGGAAAGGGUUUAUGGUGGAUGUCUUUGUUAUGGACCACCUAUUGAAGAAGGUUUCUAUUAUGACAUGUAUUAUCCUGAAAAAGGGAUAUCUUCUACAGAUUUCCACGUUCUAGAAGGAUUAGUAAAGAAGAUAGCAAAGGAGAAGCAACCUUUCGAACGUUUAGAACUGACAAAGGAGCAAUUAUUGGAGAUGUUUGAUUACAAUCCAUUCAAAGUGAGAAUUUUGAACGAAAAAGUUAACACUCCGACCACUACGGUGUACAGAUGUGGUCCAUUGAUUGAUCUCUGCCGGGGACCUCAUGUCAGGCAUACUGGAAAGGUUAAGGCAUUGAAGGUUACCAAGAACUCUGCCACAUAUUGGGAGGGCAAAGCUGAUGCGGAGAGUCUUCAGAGGAUAUACGGAGUAUCUUUCCCUGAGCCAAAGCAGCUGAAAGAGUGGGAGAUGAUACAGGAGGAAGCGGCCAAGAGAGACCAUAGGAAGAUUGGCAGGGAACAAGAGUUGUUUUUCUUCCACGAGUUGUCACCUGGCUCGUGUUUCUUCCAACCGCGCGGCGCUCAUAUAUACAAUACUUUGGUUAACUUCAUACGGGAGCAAUAUAGAGUGCGAGGUUUCCAAGAAGUGGUAACACCAAACAUGUACAAUGCCAAGUUGUGGCAGACUUCGGGCCACUGGGCGCAUUAUGCUGAGAACAUGUUCUCCUUCGAUGUGGAGAAAGAGACCUUCGCCCUCAAACCUAUGAACUGUCCGGGACAUUGUAUAAUGUUUGAUAAUCGUCCGCGGUCGUGGCGCGAGCUGCCGCUGCGGCUGGCGGAUUUCGGUGUGCUGCAUCGCAAUGAGCUGAGUGGCGCGCUCACCGGACUGACUCGCGUGCGUCGCUUCCAGCAGGACGACGCACACAUCUUCUGUACGCCGCAACACAUCGAGCAGGAAAUGGUGGCGUGCUUAGAAUUCCUGGACUGCGUGUACACGACUUUCGGGUUCACGUUCCAGCUGAAGUUGUCCACGCGACCUGAGAAGUAUCUAGGAGAUCUUGCCACUUGGGAUCAGGCGGAAAAGGCUUUAGAAGAUUCUUUGAACAAAUUCGGUCGACCCUGGCAACUGAACCCUGGGGAUGGCGCUUUUUACGGACCCAAGAUUGAUAUUACAAUCCAGGAUGCGCUGCGUCGCUCCCACCAGUGCGCCACCAUUCAGCUAGACUUCCAGCUGCCUGAGAGAUUCAACCUUACCUAUGUCAGUGAGAGUGGUGAGAAGAAGCGUCCAGUGAUAAUCCACCGCGCCAUCUUGGGGUCAGUGGAGCGCAUGGUGGCCAUACUGAGCGAGUCGUACGCCGGCAAGUGGCCGCUGUGGCUCAGUCCCAGGCAAGUCUGUGUUGUACCUGUCGGACCCUCGCUGGACCAGUACGCCACCACGGUGAAUGAGAAGCUAUUUGCUAACGGCUUCAUGUCAGAAGUGGACACAGACCCUGGAGACACGCUCAACAAGAAAGUGCGAAACGCACAACUUGCCCAGUUCAACUAUAUACUAGUGGUGGGAGAACGCGAGAAGAACUCCAACACGGUGAAUGUCCGCACCAGAGACAACAAGGUGCACGGAGAGAUGACUGUAGACGCGCUCAUAGACCAUCUCAACAAGCAGGUCAAAGAGAAGACAUUGUCAGAUGACAGCCAGCUGCUCGGCUAACUAUAGACAUGAGAUCAUAGGAAAUACUCUGCAUAGCAUGGUGCGGGUGACAUUUCGAUCGAUGACGUCAUUUUUGACAUUUAUGACAGUACUUAAAGGGGUUUUAAUUCUAGAAAUGACAAUUUUGAACACAAUCGUAAGUUAAAAUGAAAUUUGACUCGCAUCAUGUUGUAAUGAAUAUAUUUAUCUCGUAUAUUCUUAUUUAAAGUCAAUGUGAUGUAAAUUUUUCAUACAAAUAUUAUUAUUAAUUAAAUACGAACUCAGAGCUUCUCAAAGAGUACAGAAAAUAUUUUUUUCAAUACAUUUACAUUGUAGACAUAUCUUAAAUUACAGUUACAAAAAAAUCACACCCUCUCUACUGAAGGGUAGGCAGUUUUACGUUCCCUAAGCAUUUGUUUAUUGAUUCCUUUACAAUUUUAUUUGCUAAUUCGUAUCCCGUUUGUAAGAAAAAGCUGUGUUUUUUCUGAAUACAAGAAUCUUUUUAACAUUAAUUUAUUAUACAAUUAAAAAUUGGGAUACAAAUAAAAAAUUUAAUAAGUA
This is a messenger RNA of Papilio xuthus (Asian swallowtail), 2748 nucleotides long. RefSeq names its product threonine--tRNA ligase (gene ThrRS). Bases 64 to 2208 code for a protein of 714 amino acids. NCBI's taxonomy places the organism in Eukaryota, Metazoa, Arthropoda, Insecta, Lepidoptera, Papilionidae. The record is from RefSeq and is a predicted model, not a curated record. Gene Ontology annotation, cellular component: cytoplasm; mitochondrion. Gene Ontology annotation, molecular function: threonine-tRNA ligase activity; ATP binding. Gene Ontology annotation, biological process: threonyl-tRNA aminoacylation. The transcript has 14 exons.